AUGGCCAAUCCCAACGAUAUCAUGUCGGAGGAAGCACGGGUCGUCAUCAAGAGUAUCCGGUCGUUGGUUAUAUCCGGCAAAGAUGACUCGUCCGUGCAGAGCAUCAUGAGGGAUUACGUGGAGCUCAAUGGCCAGCAACUGCCAUACCAGAAGUUCGGCUUCGCAAACUUGGAAGAUAUGCUAAGGGCAAGCGGAGAGUUUGUGGUGCUGCGUAGUAACGGUGGUACGCGAAUCUACGUCAAAUCGAACAGCGAUUCGGCGCACCUUUACGGCCUGACGAAGUCACAGAAUUCGAACAAACGAACGCGUGGUGCUGCGAAGCGCUGCAUCCCCAUGCGACAACCGGCACCACAGUUAAGGUCAGCCGUUGUCCGAGCAGGAGGUGCUACUACUACGGCAUACAGUCGCAUAUACCAGCAACAAAAUAUGGGCUGCAAUCGGAGUUCACCUGGAACUCUACAGAAAGUGUCCUUCCGAAACACUGCAAAUAACAACAACGGUUGUGCUCCUCUCACAAAGAGUGAACUGCAUCGGGCCUUGCCAAAAACAUCACAGGGCCGAGGAGGAUCGUCACCGGCCAAACGAGGCUCACCGGAAGCCAACAAUAAUAGCCACGAAACGAAAAAUUAUAACCUCCGCAGUGGACAUUCCAAACAGCUUCCACCGAACGACUUACGCCAUCUGCUGAACGACAGAAAUAGCGGCCUGAGCCGUUCGUCGGUCGAUAUGCGACAAACGGCAACCAAACCGCCCGCGCCUUCCUCCACCGCUUCGAAGCAGCAGUCGAGCAAUGGUCAGGCGAAAGUGGCCGUCAAUCGAUCGACGAACAGCUACGUGAUCGCUGGUUCCGGUCGAGUAAUUCCUCCGUCGGUUGCAGCACUGCCCCUAAUGCCCAUCAAGGCGCCACAAACAGCAGACUCCACAGGCCCAGCGGUGAACGCGGUGGGCACUCGGAAGACGACGACCAAGAGCGUGAUGUCGCGAUUGGUGCAGGAUGCACCGGCGGACACCACCGGCUCGUCGGUAUCCUGGACUGGCAACGUGUACCAACGCGCACAAUCGCUCACGACUCAAAGCAAACUUCAGGAUCGGCUUACCCAGGUUGCCGAACUGGUGCCGUCAGCGACCGACCGUGGGGCAGAUAAACCGUUCUCAUUCGCAUCCUCCCAGGACGGCACCGAGGCAGGGGUCGAAUUUAGCUGGAACGACCGAAACGCCACACCGGUUGAAUUGCUGGUGAAGUAUAGUGCAUACAAGGGAUACGAUCGUCCCGAGUAUCGGUACUUUCGGUCAAAGAACGGCAAAAUUCAGUGCAAGGUGACCGUUAAUAGGUCAUUGUACUCGACAUAUCCUGCGGAAUUUACAAACGAGUUUGAGGGCCAGUUCGCCGCCGCACUCAAUGCGAUUGAAGCGAUACGAGCCGAUGAAUCGCGCCACACGUACGAGGUUUGCCUGGAGUCGGAUCUAGAGGUAGCGAAUCGCAUCUACGAAAUAUUGGCCAAUCGCCCGAAUGGUACGUUCAGCAAGCGAAUUCCGGAAGCGUUCGAGCAGACGCAUCAGUUACUGCUGCCGGAUCACUGGUUCUCGAUCAUCGAUCGAUACUCGAACCAGCUGUUCGUGCUGGAGGACGGAGUGGGGGAUACGAUUGUGUUUGCCUGUGAGCAACCGUCGAUUUCUGAUGCGGCCUCCAACACGUCGGAGGCACAGCUGAUGGCGGUGAACGAGCUGCAGUUACCGUGGGACAAAGAGUACUGGGAUCUGUACAUCACGAACCCAGCUUCUACGGUCGAAGUUUGGGCACGGCUCGUUGGCGCUGAGUAUAGCGAUAAAAUGGACGCACUCAUCACCGAUAUCGAAAUGUCGAUGAUGAGCGACCAACAGAAGGCGGACGAAUCGAUGGCGGCCGUCGGAGAGUACUACCUUGUUUCGGUCACAGACUGCUGGUACCGGGUGCGUGUGGACGAAAUUAACUAUGAAAACAAACAGUGUCAGUGCUUCUUUAUUGACAUCGGCGAGAAGGAACAGAUGGCAUUGGACCAGCUGUAUCAAUGCGACCCGAAGUUCCUGGAACUGCCCGGUCAGGCAAAACGGUUCACGCUCGAGGGGUUGGAAGAUUUCUGUGACAAUCCGAAAGCGAAGCUCCAUCUCGAUGCACUGAUUAGUGGGCGAGUGUUUAUCGGGGAGAUUCUCACGAAGCGCGAAGAGUACGAGGAAGCCGAACAGGCCAGUGGUAUCGGGUCGGGCCAGUUGAAGCUGGCGCUCUAUGAUACCUCCUCCGACCACGAUGUGCUGCUGAACCCGAUCGUAUUGAAGCACAUCUGCGACGAUACGCCGGAGCCGGCACUGAACCGGAAGAACGUUAACGCGGUAACUAUUUCGUACAUUGACGACCAGGGCGACGUCUACUGUCAGAUGGUUGGAACGAUGGAUUAUAUACAAAAACUGAUCACCAAUCUGACCCAGUCGAACGCGCUCGACGGCAAUCGUGGUCUGUACGAAACGAAAGCCGGCGACAAGCAACAGCUGUACCUGGUGCAGGACGAAACCGAUGGCAAAUGGUACCGGGCGGAACUGGAAGCCGAAGAGUCGGGUCCUUCCUGUCGCAUGCUGUACGUGGAUGUUGGUUGCCGCCGACGCACCAACGUGUCCAACAUCUAUCGUCUCGAGAUGCUUAGCCUAGCACUUAGUCGCUAUCCGCCACAGGCCAUCCGGAUGCGUAUGUUUGGGUUGGACCUUAGUGAACCGCAGGUCCUCGCACGGCUUCGAGCUCUGCUCAAACCGGCCAUGCGAGCGAUAGCGAAGGUGUGUGCGAUGGCGAAGGUAUCUCCAAUAGCCUCCGCUUCCUUGCCAAUGGUCAGAGUGUUCGUACACGUUUCGCAAGUAGGCAGUGAGCCGGGCCAGAAUAUUCUCGUCUGCGUCAACGAUGCGAUUGGCUUCGAGAAGGAGCUGGAGCUUUCUUCGGAA
This is a messenger RNA of Anopheles bellator, 2964 nucleotides long. RefSeq lists its product as uncharacterized. The record is from RefSeq and is a predicted model, not a curated record. Gene Ontology annotation, biological process: spermatogenesis. The transcript has 3 exons. Lineage: Eukaryota; Metazoa; Arthropoda; Insecta; Diptera; Culicidae. The annotation marks the transcript as partial.